Xiphophorus hellerii (green swordtail) is the source of this 1756-nucleotide messenger RNA. It is a transcript of the gene slc43a1a, whose product is annotated as solute carrier family 43 member 1a. NCBI's taxonomy places the organism in Eukaryota, Metazoa, Chordata, Actinopteri, Cyprinodontiformes, Poeciliidae. Gene Ontology annotation, biological process: neutral amino acid transport; transmembrane transport. Gene Ontology annotation, molecular function: L-amino acid transmembrane transporter activity; neutral L-amino acid transmembrane transporter activity. The record is from RefSeq and is a predicted model, not a curated record.
AUGGCGCCCAGUCUCGUUCAGGCCUACAGGAGGCGCUGGUGGAUGGCGGUGACAGCGGUGAUUGAAAACCUUCUGUGUUCGGCCGUGUUGUUGGGAUGGGGCUCCCUUCUCAUCAUGCUGAAGAGGGAGGGCUUCUACUCUCACCUGUGCUCAGAAAACGACUCGGUGGUCGUGCAUUCUGAAAACGUCACCGAAGGUGCGCAUGACUGGGUGUUCUGUGUGGAACAGGAGGAGAUGCUAAAUCUUGGAUUCACCAUCGUCUUCCUGCUGAGCGCCACGACCCUGCCGCUAGGGAUCCUGAUGGACAAGUACGGCCCACGUCCAAUUCGGCUGGUCGGCAGUUCCUUGUUUGCUUUGUCCUGCAUCAUCAUGGCUGGUUCUGCUUACAACACUCACGCUCUGUCGGCGCUCAUCUUCUUAGCUCUCUCACUGAACGGCUUCGGAGGAAUUUGCUUGACCUUCACCUCCAUCACGCUCCCCAACAUGUUUGGUUCUAUGAGCUCCACCAUCAUGUCGCUGAUGAUCGGCUCCUACGCCUCCUCUGCCGUCACUUUCCCCGGCGUCAAGUUGAUCUACGAUGCAGGCCUGCAGUUCCAUGUGAUCAUGUGGAUAUGGUCGGGUCUCGCCGGGCUCGUUUUUAUUAACUGUUUCUGGAACUGGCCCUCAGAAGGCUUCCCAACUCCAGACGAGGUUGACUACAGUAAGAUUCUCACGACGCAAGAGGAUCCUUCAUCUGAGCAGAAGGCUGUAGGGGAGAGACUGAACCAGAAAAACGGAGAUGUCCGACAUUCCCUGGAGAAGCUUCCCAACGGACCCGACACUGCACCAAAUGCUGUUCCCUUCCGGCGGUCUGUGUUCUCCGCCAUCUUCCUGUGGAGUUUGGUCACUAUGGGGAUGACCCAGCUGAGGAUCAUCUUCUUCAUGGGAGCAAUGAAUAAAAUGCUGGAGUUCAUGGUGACCCGGGGUGAAGAACACCCACCCGACGAGGUUGUGCUUGAGGCAGAAAAGACAGUGGGUUUCUACGCCUCCAUCUUCGGCACGCUGCAGCUGCUGUGUCUGGUGACGUGUCCUCUGAUUGGUUACAUCAUGGACUGGAAGAUGCAGGAGUGUGAAGAGGAGAAGUGUGCCUCUACAGGGAUAGUGAAGAGAGCCAAAAGAGACCGUAAGAUCCAGAAAGUGACCAACGCUAUGAGAGCCUUCAUCCUCACCAACAUCCUUCUGAUCAUUUUUGGAAUCUGUAACCUCGUGGAUAAUCUGCCUCUACAGAUUUUGACGUUCAUCCUCCACACUAUGGUCCGAGGAUUCAUCCAUUCCUGCUGCGGAGGCCUCUAUGCUGCUGUCUACCCGUCCAACCACUUCGGUACACUGACAGGCCUCCAGUCCAUGAUCAGCGCGGUGGUUGCUCUGCUGCAGCAGCCGCUCUUCAUCGUCAUGGUAACACAUCUUCAUGGGAACGCCUACUGGAUCAACUUUGGCCUUCUGAUUUUCUCGUUCACCGGCUUCCUGCUGCCAGGUUACCUGUUUUUCCACCGCAGAAACCUGCUGAGGGAACAGAAGGCCAGAGACAGCCAACCUGCCAUUCAGGAGAUGGAAGCUCUCAAGUCCACCGAAGCCAACGGCUUCAACAAGCCUCACAGCAACGGCAACGCUUUGACAGAUGCUUAGACAGAUGCUUAGACAGCAGCAGAGCUGAAAAUUAUGGGUCAUUUUAAGCAUGUGGCUGCAAAAUGAACACCAGAUUUUUUUUUCUCAUUGA